Molecule: messenger RNA, 1587 nt
Organism: Naegleria fowleri
Lineage: Eukaryota; Heterolobosea; Eutetramitea; Acrasida; Naegleriidae
Exons: 2
Coding region: 1-1587 (528 amino acids)
Source: RefSeq, a predicted model, not a curated record
AUGUCUUCGAAUCAGAUAUCGGGAGAAGAUCGUAACAACGCGGUCAUCAUUCAGAGGUUACGGGCUGAAAACGAAACGUAUCAGAGAAAUUUUGAUAAUUUAAAAAGAGAAUAUUUGGAUUUAUACAAUCAAAACAAUGAACAAUAUUUGAGAUGGAAAACGCAACUCGAGAAAAAGUCCAAAGAAUUCGAGUCAUUACGAAACCAAUUCGACAGAGAUACACAAGAGCUUCAACAAUUAAAGAUGAAAUUAAUGGAAGAAUUGGAAUUACGACAACGACUCGAGAGAGAAAUAGACGAAAAUGACAAAUUUCGAGAAAUGUACUCUGAGUUGAGACGUGAAUAUGAAAUGGUCAAGAAUGAACUCUCUCAAAAAUUGAAAAUGUCAGAGAAGCGAUACGAUGAGUUGAAAACCGAUUAUGAAGAUAAAAUUCAAGAAUUGGUCAUGCAACUCAAUGACCAAACGAUCCAAAUGAAAUCAUCGAAAGAGACCAUUCAAAUCAAGAAACUCGAAGAAGAAAAGGAAGAAUUAUCAAUUCAUGUCCAAAAGCUUUUAAAAGAAUUGACCGAUGUUCGAGAGGAAAAAGCUCAAGCCGUCGCAGCAAAGGAACAAGCCAAUUUGAUGAACACUCAACGAUACUCUGAACUUCUUUCGAAAUGUCGUAAUUUAGAGACACAAAAUGACAGACUUCAGAAGAAGUGCGAACGCUUGCAAUCUGAACUCGAAGAAGUGACUCGAAACAAUGACCGAAUGCAUGAUCAAAUUUUAAAACUAGAGAAGGACUUAACUUCGGCAAAAAGCAAGCUCGAGGAGACUGAAAAACAAUUCUCACAGGAACGAAACACCAUAAAAGCCAACCAAAUUCAACGAGAGCGAGAAUAUGAACGAGAUCGAAAUGUUUGGGCAAACAAGUUGAGCGAGGCCAAUAAGAGAAUAGAAGAUUUGCAACAGACCAAACAAGACCUUAUCAAUCAAUCCUAUGACAUUCAUAUCAAGGAAAAUGAACGUCUUCAUGAAGCCCUUCGAAAAGAAACUGAGAAGUAUCUCCAACUUGAAGUGGAAAAGAAUGAUUUGAAACAAGAGUUAAUGGCAAAAGAGAAAAAGUCACAACAAGAGUUGCAAGAGGCUGGUUAUGAAAUCACACGACUUCGUAAAGAGUUUGAAGGUUGUAAAGCGGAGGCUCAGACAUUUAAGGAUGAGCGUGACUAUCAAAUCGAUAAGAAUGCACAUUUACUCAAAGUGGUCGCCGACCUAAAGUUAGAUAUGGACUCCCUGAAACAAAAAUACCAAGAUUCGUCUCUGAGAAUUGAAAAAUUAACCAAAGAUUAUUCCUCUGCGAAAGAAAUUGCCAAAAAGUAUGCUUCUAAAUGUUCCAAAAUUAAGGAAGCCUACAGGUCCAAAAUUUAUUCUCUUCAAAAACAAAUUGAAGAAUUGAAUGAUCAAUUGCUACAAUCUGAAGCUUCUCUCACGAAUAUGCAACAAAAUUUUAUAUCUGAGCGCCAACAAUUGCAACGCAAGUGUUUUGAUUUGGAGAGAGAAAGAGAUCGAUUCAAAAUUCUCAGUUCCCAACUCGAUCCUGUUCUGUAA